Messenger RNA from Scylla paramamosain (green mud crab), 2356 nucleotides. RefSeq names its product probable methyltransferase-like protein 15 homolog. The record is from RefSeq and is a predicted model, not a curated record. Gene Ontology annotation, molecular function: rRNA (cytosine-N4-)-methyltransferase activity. Bases 1 to 1212 code for a protein of 403 amino acids. NCBI's taxonomy places the organism in Eukaryota, Metazoa, Arthropoda, Malacostraca, Decapoda, Portunidae. The transcript is spliced from 5 exons. Gene Ontology annotation, biological process: rRNA base methylation.
AUGGCUGGCCACAUGUUGAUGAGGGUGGCAUGUGGUGGCAGGCUGCUCAGGAGUGUUUCCAAGAAGUGGGGAGUCCUCAGUGCUAAUAGUGAUGUGAAGUGUUUACCAUCCAGAAGUUAUUCUUUACAAGAAAAAGAAAGUCAAACCAGUCAUGGAGUGGGUGAAAAUGAAUUUGUUGCACCCCCAAGCAGCCCUCCUGAUGCCUCCACACCCCAGCACAUCCCUGUCAUGGCAGAGGAGGUGCUGGAGUUCCUGGCACCACAGGACGGCAGUGUGAUCUUAGACAUGACCUUCGGGGGCGGCGGCCACUCCCGGCGGCUGCUGGCAGCCUGUCCUGGGGUGCGCUUGGUGUGCCUGGAUCGGGAUCCCCUCGCUCACCGCCUCGCUCUGACCCUGCAGCAGGAACACCCCCAGCAGGUCCUGCCACUGCUGGGGAGGUUCAGCGACUUACCAACACUGCUGACAAGACUCAAAAUAAAGCGAAGUUUUUUUGACGGAGUGCUGAUGGACCUUGGGGUGUCGUCCAUGCAAUUUGGCACAGCAGAGCGGGGCUUCAUGCUGAGCCAAGAUGGCCCCUUGGACAUGCGCAUGGAUGGAGGCAGGCAGCCUGAGCAGAUCACAGCAGCAGAUGUGUUGGCCCACAUUGAUGAAGGUUCCCUGUACAAGGUGCUCAAGUUCUAUGGGGAGGAAAAGAAUGCUCGCCUGCUGUCCCGGGCACUGGUGGAGUCCCGCUACAUGUUCCAGCGCCUGGACACCACUCAGGGGCUGGCCAACAUGGUGUCCUCCCUGCUGGAAGGCAUGACACGCACUGACAAGCUGGGCCGCCAUGCCCAUCCUGCCACCAAGACCUUCCAGGCCCUCAGGAUUCUGGUGAACAACGAACUCAAUGAGCUGGACUAUGCCAUGCGCCUGGCCCACUACUAUCUGCGGCCCAAGGGAGUGCUGGUGGCAAUAUCCUUCCAUUCCCUUGAGGACACCAUUGUCAAGCGUCAUCUGCAAGGCGUGGACUUGGACCACACCCCUGCCACCAUUGGCCUGGGGUUGGCCAAGCACCGCACGGCCCUCUCCACCUACACAAAAGAUGAGAUGGAGAGGAUCACCACCAAGGCCUGGAAGCAGCUCACCAAGCAUGUGGUUCUUCCCUCUGAGGAAGAAGUGACCAGCAACCCAAGAGCCAGGUCUGCCAAGCUGCGAUCUGCCCUUCGCCUGUAGCUGUGAGCUAUGCCAGAUGCAGCUGAGAGGGUUGGAAGUCCCAGGGAGCAGGAGGAAGUGGUAGCAGAAGUUAAGGGAUAACUUGGAAUGACCCAGGAUGUAGGUAACAGUGACUAGAGCCAUGUGGGUAGCUGGGAGUGACUGGAAACAUCUGGGCACUCACAAAAGUAAUGGCUGGUAGGGAAGAGCAGGAUGUCAGAGUCAGACGUAUGUGUGUGUCUCAGGGUUUCCCUUUGAGGAGUGUGAUAUUGCCAUCCAUGAAUAGUAUUGUGAAGUAUGUCAGGGCCUAUUUGUUUGGAAGUGUGGGAUGCCAUGACAGCUUAUGAGUCACGAGGAGUCCAUGUAUUACUGAGUCUGCACCAGAGCUUUGAAGGUUUGGUGUGGCCCAGCUGAAUAAGAGUCACUAUAAUAAGCAACAAUCAUUUGAAGUCCCCAUCUAGUUUUUAUAAAGCAAACAUUAUGAUAAUACAAAAUAUCUAUCUAUCUUUUUACAUACCAGACCAGCAGUCCCAUACAGGGCGGCCCACACACUCAUAAACAAUAUUCACGCUCUUAGCCUGUCAGCCCGUCGGAAAGGGAUUAUCUCAUGGACCAUCCUACUAUACACUACACCUCAGGAGCUUAGGCAUAGCACAACUGGUCACAUACUUCCACAGCAAGGUCAGAUAGCAUACAAUGGUGUGCACCUGCCCCUUCACAAUGAGACCACUCUCUACAUACAUAAUAUACAUCAGAAAAAUGUUAAUGAAGUUAUGAUACCCUCUUUAAGAACCUUAGGAAACAGGAACUAAUGUAAAGGGCGACCAUGAGAGGGACACUGGAUCCGACUCUUGACAGGACACUCAGGGUAACAUGAAACAAGCACAUUACCAAGACUUACCAAUGCUUGAGUGGGUUUUGGUUGGCCUUGACUGUCUGGCCACAACAGUAAAUGCAGUGUUUUGUGUUGGCUGGUGAGAAAAGUGACUGGUUUGUUCACUGUACACAUGAAGUGUGAUGAUUUAGGUUCUGUUGUGGCGUGCUGGUGUGAUCCUAGCGGCAUGGAGUCUUAGCAAUCUAGAUAACUCAUGAGUAGUCAGUCUGUGAGGGAAGUGGCUGCUGUGUUGUAAGAUAUUUGUAAAUAAAAAGGGCUAUGAACUCGUAA